This is a messenger RNA of Peronospora matthiolae, 612 nucleotides long. NCBI's taxonomy places the organism in Eukaryota, Oomycota, Peronosporomycetes, Peronosporales, Peronosporaceae. The record is from the annotation of a GenBank genome assembly.
AUGAGCCCAAGCACGAUGUCCUCUGCUCAUGAUGCCACCAAGAUCUCUAUCAAUAGAUUUGAUGGAGACAACUACGCGAUGUGGAGCCGCUACAUUCGUGGCGUGUUCCUGACCAAGUCGACGUGGCACGUGGUCAACCGGGAGACCACCCCCACCUUCGCCGAUCAUCGCGCCAGUGAUGAGUACGUCAAGACGAACAACAUUGCGUUCGGCUUGAUGUUACUUCACAUGAGCGCGGACUAUCAUCACGUGGUUGAUGACUGCGACGAGGCAAGGGUUGCGUGGACACGGUUGAAGACUCUCUACGACGGAUCGCAGAAGGCGGGACGGAUCUUCUUGAAGCGGCAGCUAUUCAGCAUGGAGAUGGCGGAAGGCGGCAAUGUAAUGCAUCAUUGCAAUGAAGUUCUCAACAUCAGCGCCAAGCUCAGCAGCAUCGGCGCCAAGAUGGAGGAUGAGGACGCGGCGAUAUGCUUGUUGUGCAGCCUCCCCAGGAGCUACGAGAACGUCGUGCUGAACUUGGAGAUGAGCAGCGCGGAACUGCGGACGCAAGACGUCGUGAAAGUGAUGAAGAAUGAGCACAUCAAGAGACAAGGAAAAAGACGACAUCGGUGA